Hemicordylus capensis (graceful crag lizard) is the source of this 4426-nucleotide messenger RNA. RefSeq names its product unc-13 homolog D (gene UNC13D). NCBI's taxonomy places the organism in Eukaryota, Metazoa, Chordata, Lepidosauria, Squamata, Cordylidae. The record is from RefSeq and is a predicted model, not a curated record. Bases 36 to 3260 code for a protein of 1074 amino acids. The transcript has 33 exons.
CCAGAAAGCUCAAGCUUUCUCCAGGCCAUUGCAGCAUGGAAGCCAGCAGAGAGAACCCAGCUGGAGAAAUCCCUGGAGAAGAUGGCAAUGAAAUGGACUUGUCCCAUAAAUUCUCGAGGAAAGAGCUCACCCUGCUGUAUGAAGAGGUCCUCUACACCAUUCUGCAUCGGAUGGGAAAACCAGAAGUUUACCAUGUUGUUGAUCCAGAUGAGCUGUACACAUAUGUGCAAAAGGCCUUCAGUAUGGAUCCAGAAGAGCAUUGUAUUCUACUGCAGAGGGUUAAAGAUCUGGAGACACCAACAUUUUGUCUCAAAACAACUGUGAAGCAAGCCAGAGGCAUUCUGGGUAAAGAUGUCAGUGGUUUCAGCGACCCAUACUGCCUCCUAGGGAUAGAAACUAAAGAGGAGGACACAUCCACCAAGAGCAGCUCCCAUCAAAAGAAUAAAAAGCAAUCCAAGGCUGUGGUGAAGAAUCUGAUCCCUGAAGACCAGACCCAUCGUACCCGAGUCAUCAGUCAGACAUUAAAUCCUGUGUGGGAUGAAACCUUCAUACUAGAGUUUAAAGAUCUAGAGAAUGCUAGAUUCCAUCUAGACAUGUGGGACUCUGAUGAGAUUGAGACGGUACGUCACAAAUUGGGAGAUCUAACAGACCUCCAUGGGCUGAAGAGGAUUUUUAAGGAUGCUCGGAAGGACAAAGGUCAGGAUGACUUUCUGGGGAAUGUGGUUCUUCGGCUGCAGGACCUGAAUUGCAGGGAUGACCGCUGGUGCAACCUGGAGCCUCGCACAGAAACCUACCCCAACCGAGGACAUUGCCACCUGCAGUUCCUUUUGAUUCAUAAGAGAAGAGCCACCACAAUCGGUAAGACACAGCCAAACUACGUAGUCCACCGGCACCUUCUUCAGCAGAUGGUUUCUUAUGAGAUUCUUCAGCAUCAGGCUGGCAGCCUUAGCUGGAAUGGGGAGUUGAGCAAGCAUGCGAAUACAAUUCUCUAUCUACAUGCUACUCAAAAAGACCUUUCUGACUUCCAGCAGGUUAUGGCGCAAUGGUUGGUUUACAGCAAGCUCUAUCAGAUUUUGGAGUUCAACAGUAACUGCCUGCUCCACCAAAUCAAUGUGUUUCUCUCCACAUCAUUUGCCAUAUUGCAAGCUGCUUUAAGGCUAUUGCAAAAGGCAGAACUGGCUAACUCGUUCCGAUCCUUGCUGACCUAUGGAGUCUCUCUUAUCCAGAGAUACCGGAUUGUCUUCCCACUCUCUUCUCCUAAGUCUACGCAGAGGUUUCAAUCACUGCUCAGGGUCUUGGUCCAUAUGUGUAAAAUGAAAGCUUUCCAAGAACUGUGUACACUGACCUCUGACCUUCAGCAGUUGGUGACAGAGGCACUCAAGGCUGGGACAACAGAGUGGUUUCAAAUGAAGAAGCAGCACUUGAAGCCAAUGGUAAAGACCAUGGAGGAGUGUGGCAAAGCCCUGGUCAGCCUUCUAAUGGAAGUGAAUGCAGAUCUCAAACAGUGCCACAAAACCUGGAACAAAUAUUUUACUAACACUGUGAGAGUGGAUCUCUUCUCAAUUGCAUAUCUUGAACUGCAGGAGUUGGUUUCCAGUUAUGUAAAGGAGAAGCUGAGCAAGAUGGACAGUGGCAUGUCACAGCUCACAGCAGAAAGCCUUUUCCAGCUCUAUCUCAGCCUACAGGAACUGUAUCGCAUGAAGGACUUGGUGUGCAAUAGUGAAGGUCCCCUUGCACUAGCGAACUUCCACCAGUGGUUUAAGGAAGCCAUCCCCAUGUGGCUCCAGAAGACAUAUGCAAUAGCCCUGGAAAGGACCCAAAGAGCUAUCCAAGUAGAUCAGUUGAAACCAUUGGGAGAACUGAACAAACAUAGUACAUCUACUGUAGACUUAUCCACUUGUUAUGCUCAGAUGGUUAAGACCUGGCAACAGCUGGACUGGCCGGAUCUUGAAGAAGCCUUCAUGAUCAUGGUGAAAUUUGUUGAGGACAUGUGUAAGAUUGCACAGAUAUACUGCCGGUUGAUCAAGACACGGGCAGAGGAAUUGUCAUCAAAGCAAUAUGAGGAGGGAGAAGCAGCAAAUCGGCUCUGCGUUGUGGUGAACAACAUUGAGCAGCUCCGCAUGAUGAUCCUGAAACUGCCAUCCCAACUGGACUGGGCACAUCUGGAGCAUAAGACCGGAGGUGUCAUUGCAUCCGAACAGAUCCAGCACACGCUGCACCAUCAGCUUCAGACUGCCAUCACUUUCCUCAACAAUGAGAUUCGGGGCGUCGUGCAGACCCUGGCAGCCAAAUUGGAUGCUGGAAUUACCAGGCAUAUCCAGGAGUUGUCAGCCUGCAGUGACUCCAAGGACCCAGAGGAUUGCAUCACCCCUCUAAUGCGGUUCUUGGAGUGUGAGCUCCAGUACCUGAAUGAAAACUUGGUCCAGGAGAACUUUAACAGCCUCCUGGAACUGCUGUGGAAUCACACCCUGAACAUGCUGGAGGGGGCUGCCAAACAGCAAGCUGGCAACGUGAGGUACUUCCAGAAACUGCGAGUCGCUCUCCAGAGCCUGGAGCUUUGUUUUCAUGCCGAGGGCUGUGGACUUCCAAAUGACACCCUUCACACUGCAGCAUUUACAGCUCUGGAGAAAAAGCUGGAGCUCUGCUCCUCCACCAGCAGAAAACUUAUCCAAAAGUACUUCAGUGUCCGAAUUGAGCAGCAGACCAAGGCUAGCCCUGAAAAGUACGGGGCUGUAACCAUUAAAGCCCUUUACCGCCAUUCAGAACAGAAGCUGCGCAUUGAUGUGCUCAAUGCUGUCAACCUCAUCCCCCUGGACUCAAAUGGUUCAAGUGACCCUUUCAUUCAACUGACCCUGGAGCCCCGGCAUGAAUUCCCCGAGGUCAUGGCACGGACAACUCAGUGCAUAAAGAACAACCUCCACCCUCUCUUUGACGAAGUCUUUGAAUUUUUGGUCCCUCCAGAUAAAUGCCGACAAGAUGGGGUAUGUCUGUUGCUCACCGUGUUUGAUUAUGACACCUUAGGGGCCAAUGACCUAGAGGGAGAAGCCUUCUUCCCUCUCUGCAAGGUGCUGGGGUUGAAUGAGGAAGAGGAAGCAACCAAUCCAUCCAGAGUGCCACAAAACCGUUUACCCUUGACUCAUCCUGGAACCACAGGCAAUGAAAUCCUGAAGCUGCUGGAAACCAGAAAGGGAGACAAGGAAGCACAAGCCUUUGUGAAGCUACGCAGACAACGGGCCAAGCAGUCCCAGGAGCUGGAGUGACAGCCACCAAGCAAGGGGUGUUAAAGCAGGACUGAGCCGACGAGGGAGCUGAAGAGCAGUGGUACGCAAGGUCUCCCAGUUGUGUUCCAAAUAACGUUUGGUCUGUUUCCAGCUGACAGACAACAGGAAAGGUUUCCCUGCACCCCACCUCCAUCACCCUUGGUUUACAGGAGGGAUUUAAAAAAAUGGAAACAUGGCAACUUCUGCGGUUGCUACUGCACACACGAAUCAAAGUGUGAGCAAAUACAUGCGUGCAGACAGUACAUGCAUAUGGGCAUGUAUGUCAACACAAACUACCUGGAGUGGAAAAAGCUUGUUUGACUGGUGAAUAUGUCCUUUGCGGACUUCCUGCAGGAAAUUCUUCAUUCUGCUCUCCAGAUGGCAUGGAAUGCCAGGAUGCCCAAAGGAGGCACAAGGAGUUUUUGGUGGGGGGAACAAAACAGAACUGUGAUCUGGCCUCUCAUCUCUGCUGCAGGGACUGAAUAAGCAUCAUUGACAUGGAAGGAAAUUAAAUGGAAGAGCUGCAGACAAUGUGCCUUAAUGGAUCCCAUGCCCAUCUACCUCUAGGGCAGAAUUUUGAUCACCACACAAAUUGCUGGGUAGUGGGAACUCUUGGGAUUUAAACGCCAAUGGAAGAUUUAAUUAAAAAAAAUAUAAAUCCAUCUCCUAACAGUGCUGCUGUGGUUUUUUUUUACAUUGUGAACUGUGCUUGGUUCCAAUUUGACCCCCAAUAGCCUGUUUAGACCACAGACUGCGUAUUAUAACAUCAGAACUUCUAUAGCCUCUGAAAUUUCCUCUCUAUUUAUGCAGCAUGAAGAACUAGGAGGUGGCAUGGAUCCAAGAGCAACUUGGUCUCCCAAUUAAGGGAGGCAAGUAUCCCUCGCAGUAUUCGAUUUCCCAAAAGUCUAAGUAUCAUUUUCCCACUCAGCCUUGUGUUGCUUCUUCCCGUGAUGGCACGCAUGGUAAAAGGUAUGUGCCUGUUCUUGUCAGCCAAGCUUCUAAUUCUUGGGAGAGAUGAGGAUAGGGAGGCUACCUGCCUGUAAGGAUAACAAGCACUACACCUGUGGUUCAACUGGGCCUUGUUAUCUGGGGACAGGAAAGGUACGAGCAGAAGAUAUGCAAUUGAUCUGUUUUCUUUAAAAAGGGAAGUACAGCUGUGGUGUGCU